UCGAAUGUUCUCCGUUGGUGUGAGACGGGUCUUGCAAGUUCGCAGCUGCCUUGUUUUUAUUUUCUCUUCAUUCCUUUUUCUUGAUCUUUAUCUCUCUUUUUUUCUUCUUCUUCCCUUUCGAGUAGUAGUACGGAUAGUGUGGGUACGGAACACGGAGUACUGAUCACCGAUGCACUACUAGUACAGAGGAUUUGCAGUGCAAAGUCCCCGGCGGAGUAGUUAUACAGUACUGUAACUAUGUAUGUACAUACAUACAUACAUACAUACAUGCAUACACAGCGCAAUGGGGUAUGGCUGGGUGCAGCGAGUGGGGUAACGUUAGUUAGUGGGUCGUGUCACUUUUCAGGCGCCGCGGUGCCGUUGCUGACAGGGACAAGACCGAGCCAUCGGCGAGUCGGCCAUCAUCAUCACCGACCAGCAAUCCACAUUGCCAAACGUGGAACACGCCCGAUGAGGUUAUCGUAGCAGGUCACCAUGGACAGGCUGAGUUCGCUCCAUGAUGCGGGGACCAUCGGACGACAAGACAACAGCAGCACCAGAUCGCAGUCCUCAUCGAUCCCGUCAUGGCAAACGCAGCAAGCACACGGCACGUCGCCGCAUUCGCGCAUACAACCGCAGCAGCACGACGCUGCAUCCGCCUUGUCAUCCGCCUUCUCCCCGCAGAGCUCCAACUCAUCCUCCAACUCCUCCUCCUCCUCCUCCUCCUCCUCCACAGACCCGACGCCAUCAUCCACCACCGACCGCAACAGCACGAGGCCGACCGCCGGAAGCCAUCCCCCGACCCUGACGCCUCCCUCCCAGGGCAGCCAAUACCAACAUGAUCAGCCCCAACAACACGCCAACGACCCCGCCCCUGUCGCUGCUACCGCCGCCGCCGAUCAAGAUCAUCUCAAUCGCGAUCGCAUCCGCGUCCACGAGCACGAGCACGACCAAGCCCCCGCACCGGCCCAGGCCCCGGCCCCGGCCCCCGGCGGAGGAGGACCCGCCGACGCGGCAGCCAAGAAGCCCCGCGCCUGCGAGGCCUGCCGCGGCCUCAAGGUCAAGUGCGACCCGGACCCGGACGAUCCCAGGGCGGGCCCCUGUAGGCGCUGCAAGAAGAGCGGCCGGGCCUGCGUCGUCACCGAGCCGUCGCGCAGAAAGGCCAAGAAGACGGACAGCCGCGUCACCGAGCUCGAGAAGAAGAUCGACAUGCUGACCGCCGGCCUGCUCGCUGCCAGCUCCAACAACAACAAGAGUCUCGGCGUCGGCGGCGUCGGUGGUGGUCUGGGAGGAGGAGGAGGAGGAGGAGGGCUCGGCACGGCGGGAGGCACGAGCUGGAACGGGGAGGCAGAAGUCGCCAGGUUCCCGCCGCCCUCUCCCCCCGCGCCACCGCCACCGCCGCCGCCGCCAGAAUCGGCCGUGCAGCAGCCCGGAGUUGGCGCGGCAACGGUGGCAGCGGCCGGGCUGAAGAGGAAGUUUGGCGAGCUGGCGCGGGAACCCGGGGAGGAGGGACCCGGUUCGACGAUCCCCUUGGCGAGGGAUCCGGCAUUGGCGUCCGCGUCUGGCUCGGUCACUCCCCAGGCCGCAGGAGAGGUUGCGAACGACUUGAAGCCGGAUAUCGUGGAUAGGGGGCUCAUGACGAUGGAGCUGGCGGAGAGGCUGUUUGCACGAUACACCACCCAGAUGUGCCAGCACCUCCCCGGCGUGGUCCUCCCGCCGGGCAUGACGGCCUCGGAGCUCAGGGCGUCCAAGCCGAUCCUGUUCCUGGCCCUCAUGACCGCCGCGUCGUCCGAGAUGUCGAAGCUGCAGCGGACCUUGAAUAACGAGAUGAUGCAGGUGUUCGCCGACAGGGUCAUCGUCCGGGGUCAAAAGAGCCUCGAGCUGGUGCAGGCCAUCCUGGUGAGCGUCAUCUGGUACUGGCCGCCCGAGCGGUUCGAGGAGCUCAAAUUCUACCAACUGGUGCACAUCGCCGCCGUCAUGGCCGUCGAUAUCGGCCUCGGCCGGAGGAAGCCCGCCAGAGGCUGCAUCAGGAAACAUCUCUCGGGCAUGUGGCGCCCCCAGUUGUCAGUGCAGACGGAUCCGACGUCGCUCGAGGCCCGCCGGACCUGGCUGACAUGCUACUUCCUGACCACCAAUACCGCCAUGGCCCUUCACCGUCCCAACCUGAUCCGCUGGAACCAUUUCGCGUCCGAGUGCGUCGAGGUCCUGCAGUCCUCCCCGGACGCGGCCCCCACGGACAAGUAUCUGUGUCAUCUCGUAUGGGCGCAGAGGUUGGCGGAGGACAUCGGCGUCCAGUUCGUCAUGGACGAGCCCACGUCGGCGCCCAACCUCGCAGAGCCCAAGACGCAGUAUACGUUGAGGGGGUUCGAACGUGAGCUCGAAAGGUAUUACAACCUGGUACCUAAGGAAUUGCUGCAGCCGUCCCUGAAGAUGAACUUUCAGGUCAUCAGCCUCUACAUGCACGAGAUCGCUACAUAUGGCGAGAACGCCGACGGUUCCAGACCGCAACCCGGCGGCGAGAACCCGCUCGGCUCCGAAACCCCAAUCUCGUCCGCACACAUCAACGCCUUGUCAGCAUGUCUUAGCGCCAUCGACGGUAUUUUCGACGUCUUCUUGUCGCUUGACGUCAACACAGUCCGGUGCUUACCCGUCUUCAACCUUGUGCGCGUCGCCUACGCCGUCGUCAUCCUGAUCAAGAUCUAUUUCGCCGCAUCUUCGCCCAAGAGCGAACUCGGCAAGAUCAUCGACAAGGACCAGAUGAAGGUCGAGCACUACAUCGACCGCCUGCUCGACAAGUUCCGCGCUACCGCCGCUGAGGAUAGGAGCAGGCCAGCAGCCAAGUUUCUCGUCGUGCUCGUAAUGAUGAGGUCAUGGUUCCAGAAGCAGAAACAGCAGACCCAAAACGGCGGGCCGAACGCCGCUGCGAAUGCUCCCGCAGCAAAGACCCCUCCGACCCCGUACCCUCGCCCGAGCGUCGGAGAAAGGCCCGGCGCAACAACCCCGGCGCCCCAACGGGCUCCCCCCCAAGGCUACACGACCACCGCCAGCACCCCACUCCAGCUCCUUUCUGAAGUUGCUACCAACAACUCCGCCGCCGCCGCCGCCGCCGCCGCCGCCCCCGGCCCCCGGGCCUCCACCACCGCCGACCUCCUCCCACUCCAGACAUCAUCCUCUUCCCUCCCCACGCCCGGUUCUUGGCUGAGCGGGCAGCUCAUGUACGGCACCGUCCCCGGGCCCAGAUCAGCAAACGCUACCGACACCACCAACGGCAACAAUACCAACAACGGCCUCGCUAAUGACAAUGGCAACAACAACAACAACAGCAACAACAACAACAACAACGACAACAACGACAACACCAUCACCGCAGCCCCCUUCCUGGCGGGCAUGCCGCCCGCGGACUCGCCCUUCCCCGGCUUGCCGCCCAGCGUCUCCCUGGGCACCGAUCUGGUCUACGACUACGCCACCACCUUCGGGGACGGGGACGGAUGGGCGCAGGCCAUGAACAUGACCCUGGUCGGGUUCGCCGACGCCCCGGGCUUCUUCGGCCUCGACAACCUCGACAUGGCCAGCUACAUGAUGCAGGACCCCACGACGGGUCCCCCGCCGCCGCCGCCGCCGCAGCAGCAGCAGCAGCAGCAGCAGCAUCAACAACAUCAACAGCCGCAGCAGGGUUGGUACCCGCCCGUGGACGUCGGGCUGGGUGCCACGGGCGCCGCUGGUGCCGACGCUGGCGCUGGUGCUGCGGGCUCGGGUUGGUAGGUUAAGGGGAAAAAA
Molecule: messenger RNA, 3756 nt
Organism: Thermothelomyces thermophilus ATCC 42464
Lineage: Eukaryota; Fungi; Ascomycota; Sordariomycetes; Sordariales; Chaetomiaceae
Exons: 2
Coding region: 475-3741 (1088 amino acids)
Biological process (GO): regulation of DNA-templated transcription
Cellular component (GO): nucleus
Molecular function (GO): DNA-binding transcription factor activity, RNA polymerase II-specific; transcription cis-regulatory region binding; zinc ion binding
Source: RefSeq, a predicted model, not a curated record